Messenger RNA from Verruconis gallopava, 553 nucleotides. RefSeq lists its product as uncharacterized. The transcript is spliced from 4 exons. NCBI's taxonomy places the organism in Eukaryota, Fungi, Ascomycota, Dothideomycetes, Venturiales, Sympoventuriaceae. The coding region runs from base 24 to 314 and encodes 96 amino acids. The record is from RefSeq and is a predicted model, not a curated record. Gene Ontology annotation, biological process: mitochondrial electron transport, ubiquinol to cytochrome c.
CAGCUCCUUCAACUACACACCACAUGCUCUCUGCAACCAUGUCGCAAGCACCAUGGGCUACCCGGCCUGGCCAAAAGGUCUUCAAAUCCCGGUUUGCGCCUUCAUACAAACCUGGCCCUCACUUCCUUGGUAUUACGCCUAGUGCUGUUAUGCGAUGGGCACCGACGGCAGGCUAUUUUGGCGCCGCAACGGGCAUCUUCCUAUUCUUCUUUUUCGCCGAAAUUCCUCGCGUCAGUAAGGACAUUGGCGAAAAGCUCCCAAUCAUUGGUCCCUGGUUCCACAAGGAGAUCGCGCCAGAGGACAAUCCGUUCUAGAUAUGCUGUACCGAAUCUGGGCAAAGCGCGAUGUGAACGAAGUUUCGGGCAAAAGAUGUGUGAUUAGCGUGUACAUAAACUCAGACAAGAUCGAUAGAGUUGUGUUUGAAUUAGCACUGCCAGGCGACAAUCUAACAAUUGCAUCUGCGCUUGCAUAUUUCGGCAAAUCACGCCAUCGACCAAUUUGAAAUAAGACGUAUAUGCAUAGAUCAAUCGGAGCUCGUUUUCAGUGCGAAAGA